CCUCAGGUCAUUAGCCAGAAUACAUAAUUGGAGUUGUUCAGUGUGGUUCCUGUUCUUUACGCAGUUCACAUAGGGACAUCAGAGCAAAGGGGACUUUUGUAAGAGCAGAGAAAAACAGAGACGAAAGAAAAUGGAGAUGCGACUGGCACUGUUUUUUGCAUUGAUCAUCGUGGUAACUGGGAAACCAAUGGAUGGUAUGAAGAAAGAGGACCAUGUUGUUUUUGUAACACCGAUUCCAGAGGUUAAAAAAGACAUAUUCCCCACAAUGAUUGGUAGAUGCACGUAUAAGAAGUUUACUUUUGAUGCACUGAAAUGCUCACGUAAAUUUUACCUGUCCUUCAGAUCCAACAGAGUAACUCCUUGCAGCAAACGAUUUAAUGUCCUUGAGCAAUGUUACAUGGAAAAGAUAGUUUCCUGUCUCAAGAAUACGGUGAAUGAUAAAGUCAUGGCAAGCAUCUUAUCGAAAUACAAAGUUGCAAUGAAAGUGCACAAGCAGCUUAACUGUGGUGACACGAAGUAUGACAUCAGAGCUUUGUGGACAAGCAAUCCUGACUCAAAACUAUGCCCAAAAGGGACAAUAGAUGCAAUUAACCAGUGUAAUCAUUUAUGGUUUAGAAUGUUCAAGAAAAACCGAGGAGACCCAAGACUAUGCAAGGAAUACGAGUUAAGCAAAAGCUGCACGACAAAGACACUGGACAAAUGCAGCUUUGAUAUGAGCAAAAGCAGCUGGAUUUUUGAGGAGAAGGCAUUAAAUCCAUUCUGUGAUGCAGAACAGUUGGCAGCUCUGUAAAUAGAUGACAUUGCCAAAACAAAAUCAUUGAUAGUUUCAUUCUAGUCAAUAGAAGUUUAUAUUAGCAUAUUUGCGCACGAAAGAAGAUUUGAAAGCAAA
Messenger RNA from Rhopilema esculentum, 889 nucleotides. The record is from RefSeq and is a predicted model, not a curated record. NCBI's taxonomy places the organism in Eukaryota, Metazoa, Cnidaria, Scyphozoa, Rhizostomeae, Rhizostomatidae.